UUCGUAGCCUCCGCCUCUGUUGAAAAUUAAAAUGGUAUAACUGUUCAUAUCAUAUUAUAUUGCUUUCCCACGUUCACCUUCAUCUUUAUUUAUGUUUUAAUAAUCAACAAAAGCGCGUCCUUCUUCAAACAACGCUUUGAAUCAAGGAAGAAUCUUUAUAUAUUUCGCUUCCUGUGCAUGCUAGUAUCGCCAUUUUUCUAGGAAUAUUUGUUAUUCGUUAGUUGAUUGAUUCUCAGAAUGGACUUUCGUAAUAGCUUUUCGCCUCGUUCUGGGAGAUUGAAAGAUCUUAAGGAUUCCUUUCGUCAUCUCGUGUCUAGGAGUCAUGAUGCAGCCACGGCUGGUGUAAAAUCUGAGAGUGUAUUGAAGGACUUCUAUAUUCCAGAUUACAUUCUUGUGGCUGGAUCAGAGCCAGAGGUAUACAAUGAGGAAUUUCAUUCGCCUUCGUGCCCUGUCAUUGUGUUUAUCAACUCAAAAAGUGGAGGCCAGCUCGGAGGGGAACUUCUUGUUACGUAUCGCUCCCUUCUUAACCAAAACCAGGUUAUUGAUUUGGGAGAAAAGGCUCCUGAUAAGGUCCUCCAUCAAAUUUAUGCCACUCUGCAAACUCUCAAGAACAAUGGUGAUGAAUUGGCUACUGAAAUUGAGAAGCGACUAAGAAUUAUCGUUGCAGGUGGAGAUGGUACAGCUGGUUGGCUCCUCGGUGUAGUUUGCGAUCUCAAACUGCCUCAACCUCCACCAAUUGCUACAGUGCCUUUGGGAACCGGAAAUAACCUCCCAUUUUCAUUUGGUUGGGGAAAGAAAAACCCAGGCACAGACAGUUUAUCUGUGGAGUCAUUCUUGGAACAAGUAAGGGCUGCCAAGGAAAUGAAAAUUGACAGCUGGCAUAUUAUCAUGAGAAUGAAAUGCCCAAAAGAAGGUUCUUGUGAUCCUGUUGCACCUCUUGAACUACCCCAUUCUUUGCAUGCAUUCCAUCGUGUCUCUGAAUCAGAUUCAUUAAAUAUGGAGGGUUACCACACUUUUCGUGGGGGCUUUUGGAACUAUUUCAGUAUGGGAAUGGAUGCUCAAGUAUCAUAUGCCUUUCACUCUGAGAGGAAGCUACAGCCAGAGAAAUUUAAAAACCAAUUAGUAAACCAGAGUACUUAUUUAAAGCUUGGAUGUACUCAAGGAUGGUUUUGUGCCUCUCUUCUUCAUUCUUUUUCACGGAACAUAGCACAGCUUACAAGGGUUAAAGUCAUGAAAAGCAAAGGCCAAUGGGAGGACCUUAACAUUCCUAGCAGCAUCAGGUCCAUUGUUUGCCUCAACUUGCCCAGUUUUUCUGGUGGACUCAAUCCUUGGGGAAAGCCCAAUGGGAAGAAAUUGCGUGAUCGGGACUUCACCCCUCCCUACGUAGAUGAUGGCCUUAUUGAGGUUGUUGGUUUUAGGAAUGCCUGGCAUGGGCUUGUACUGCUUGCUCCGAGUGGACAUGGGACUCGUCUUGCACAGGCAAGUAGAAUUCGUUUUGAGUUCUGUAAGGGUGCAGCUGUCCACACAUUCAUGAGAAUUGAUGGAGAACCUUGGAAACAACCACUCCCAGCUGAUGAUGAUACAGUUGUUGUGGAAAUUUCUUAUCAUAACCAAGUGACAAUGCUGGCCACCACAUCAUGCCGAUCCAGAAGUAUACAUGAUCCAGCUUCACCUAUCAAUGGUAAUGAUGAUGAAGAGGACAAUACUGAUGAAGAAGAUGAAUCUGCUGAAGAUUGGGAAGAACGAAGGAAGUUUGGAGCGGCUGACACUUUCAAAUUUCCAGAUGAGUUUGAUAUAUCUCAACUUAGUUGAGCUCUAAACAUAUUAUCCUGUAGCGUAUUGCUUUGGCUAUAGUUGGUUAUGUCUACUGUGGCCAGCAGAACUAAUAUUCAUUUCCAAUGUACAGCCCCGUAUCCACCUCAUUAUUAUGGUUUCAGUAAAAAAUUUUGAGCAAUUUUGCUACA
This is a messenger RNA of Hevea brasiliensis (rubber tree), 1964 nucleotides long. Its product is annotated as diacylglycerol kinase 5. Bases 238 to 1812 code for a protein of 524 amino acids. The transcript is spliced from 13 exons. The record is from RefSeq and is a predicted model, not a curated record. Gene Ontology annotation, molecular function: ATP-dependent diacylglycerol kinase activity. NCBI's taxonomy places the organism in Eukaryota, Viridiplantae, Streptophyta, Magnoliopsida, Malpighiales, Euphorbiaceae.